AAAAUGAAGGCAGUCUGGAGAAAGAAGAGGCUCGUGUCCCUUUUAAGGAACAGGUUUCUUUAGCUCUUCCAGAGUGGUUCUUAAAGGAAGCUUCCUAGAAAGUCCGCAGUUGGUAUCCUUACUAAAUAAGCCAACUAAACAGUAGAGGGGAAAAAAAGAGUGCGUGUCUGGCUCCUCCUAGUUCAGGCUCAUACCACCUCCUGAAAGUUGUGGCUACAGGACAGGCUUUGGCUGCUUUCUAGAACGUCGCUCGGAUCCCUUUAAAGGUGGGGAUCUUGACGGAGAAUGCCGGGGGAUGAAGGCGGGAGCUGAGGGCUGUAGAGUCUCUGUUGACAUAGUAACUCUUCAGCGCUGUCUCCCUUGCUCUCCGCUCUUACGCUUCGCAACCACCAGCGGCCCCGCCUGUGCCCUCUCUGCCCGGGAGCCCCGGACGCAUCCUCGCGGGGUCUUCUUGGCCUGACCUGCUCAGGUCAAGGUCCUCUUUGCACCCCCUUAAGUGGCGACAUCUCCCCGGGCCAGUGGGCGAGCCACUUGCGGUGGGCGUCUGCACCCCCUGCCUCAUCGCCGUCCCCUGGGCACCGGUCUGCCCAGGACCAGUUCGGCCGCUGACGCGGGCCCUCCGCACCGGGUCCCCGCUGGAACUGCCCACUCGGCUCCCCCGGGAGCGGGGCCCAGGCCAGUCGGGCGUUCCCGCCAUGAGCCAGAGCCCGGCGUUCGGGCCCCGGAGGGGCAGUUCUCCCCGGGGCGCUGUCGGAGCCGGUGCGCGGCGCAACGAGAGCCAGGACUAUCUGCUAAUGGACUCGGAGCUGGGAGAAGACGGCUGCCCCCAAGCCCCUCUGCAUUGCUACGGCUACUACCCCUGCUUCCGGGGAUCUGACAACAGACUGGCUCACCGGCGGCAGACAGUUCUCCGUGAGAAGGGGAGAAGGUUAGCUAAUCGAGGACCAGCAUACAUGUUUAGUGAUCGCUCAACAAGCCUAUCUAUAGAGGAGGAACGCUUUUUAGAUGCAGCUGAAUAUGGUAACAUCCCAGUGGUGCGGAAGAUGUUAGAAGAAUGCCACUCACUCAACGUUAACUGUGUGGAUUACAUGGGCCAGAAUGCCCUACAGUUGGCAGUGGCCAAUGAGCAUCUGGAAAUUACAGAACUUCUUCUCAAGAAAGAAAACCUCUCUCGAGUUGGGGAUGCUUUGCUUCUAGCUAUCAGUAAAGGUUAUGUUCGGAUUGUGGAAGCAAUUCUCAGUCAUCCAGCUUUUGCUGAAGGCAAGAGGUUAGCAACCAGCCCUAGCCAGUCUGAACUCCAGCAGGAUGAUUUUUAUGCCUAUGAUGAAGAUGGGACACGGUUCUCCCAUGAUGUGACUCCAAUCAUUCUGGCUGCCCACUGCCAGGAAUAUGAAAUUGUGCAUACCCUCCUGCGGAAGGGUGCUAGGAUUGAACGGCCUCAUGAUUAUUUCUGCAAGUGCAACGACUGCAACCAGAAACAGAAGCAUGACUCGUUUAGCCACUCCAGAUCUAGGAUUAAUGCCUAUAAAGGCCUGGCAAGUCCGGCUUACCUGUCAUUGUCUAGUGAAGAUCCAGUCAUGACGGCUUUAGAACUUAGCAAUGAACUGGCAGUUCUGGCCAAUAUUGAGAAAGAGUUCAAGAAUGACUACAAAAAACUGUCAAUGCAGUGCAAAGACUUUGUUGUUGGACUCCUUGAUCUGUGCAGAAACACUGAAGAAGUCGAGGCCAUUCUGAAUGGGGAUGUUGAAACGCUCCAGAGUGGUGAUCACGGUCGCCCAAAUCUCAGCCGUUUAAAACUUGCCAUUAAAUAUGAAGUAAAAAAAUUUGUAGCUCAUCCAAACUGCCAACAGCAACUUCUCUCCAUUUGGUAUGAGAAUCUUUCUGGUUUACGACAGCAGACAAUGGCGGUCAAGUUCCUUGUGGUCCUUGCUGUUGCCAUUGGACUGCCCUUCCUGGCUCUCAUUUACUGGUUUGCUCCAUGCAGCAAGAUGGGGAAGAUAAUGCGUGGACCAUUCAUGAAGUUUGUAGCACACGCAGCCUCCUUCACCAUUUUUCUGGGACUGCUAGUCAUGAAUGCAGCUGACAGAUUUGAAGGCACAAAACUCCUUCCUAAUGAAACCAGCACAGAUAAUGCAAAACAGCUGUUCAGGAUGAAAACAUCCUGCUUCUCGUGGAUGGAGAUGCUCAUUAUAUCCUGGGUAAUAGGCAUGAUAUGGGCUGAAUGUAAAGAAAUUUGGACUCAAGGCCCCAAGGAAUAUUUGUUUGAGUUGUGGAAUAUGCUUGAUUUUGGUAUGUUAGCAAUUUUUGCAGCAUCAUUCAUUGCAAGAUUCAUGGCAUUUUGGCAUGCUUCCAAAGCCCAGAGCAUCAUUGACGCGAAUGAUACUUUGAAGGACUUGACGAAAGUAACACUGGGAGACAAUGUGAAAUACUACAAUUUGGCCAGGAUAAAGUGGGACCCCUCUGAUCCUCAAAUAAUAUCUGAAGGUCUUUAUGCAAUUGCUGUAGUUUUAAGUUUCUCUAGGAUAGCUUAUAUUUUACCAGCAAAUGAAAGCUUUGGACCUCUGCAGAUAUCACUUGGAAGAACAGUCAAAGACAUCUUCAAGUUCAUGGUCAUAUUCAUUAUGGUGUUUGUGGCCUUUAUGAUUGGAAUGUUCAAUCUCUACUCCUACUACAUUGGUGCAAAACAAAAUGAAGCCUUCACAACAGUUGAAGAGAGUUUUAAGACACUGUUCUGGGCUAUAUUUGGACUUUCUGAAGUGAAAUCAGUGGUCAUCAACUAUAACCACAAAUUCAUUGAAAACAUUGGUUACGUUCUUUAUGGAGUCUAUAAUGUUACAAUGGUCAUUGUUUUGCUAAAUAUGUUAAUUGCCAUGAUCAACAGUUCAUUCCAGGAAAUUGAGGAUGACGCUGAUGUGGAGUGGAAAUUUGCAAGGGCCAAACUCUGGUUUUCCUACUUUGAGGAGGGGAGAACACUUCCUGUACCCUUCAAUCUGGUGCCAAGUCCAAAGUCCCUGUUUUAUCUCUUACUGAAGCUUAAAAAACGGAUUUCUGAGCUGUUCCAGGGCCAUAAAAAAGGUUUGCAGGAAGAUGCAGAAAUGAACAAGAUAAAUGAAGAAAAGAAACUUGGAAUUUUAGGAAGUCAUGAAGACCUUUCAAAAUUAUCACUUGACAAAAAACAGGUUGGGCACAAUAAACAACCAAGUAUAAGGAGCUCAGAAGAUUUCCAUUUAAAUAGUUUCAAUAAUCCUCCAAGACAAUAUCAGAAAAUAAUGAAAAGGCUCAUUAAAAGAUAUGUACUGCAGGCCCAGGUAGAUAAGGAGAGUGAUGAAGUGAACGAAGGGGAACUGAAGGAAAUUAAGCAGGACAUCUCAAGUCUCCGCUAUGAACUCCUUGAAGAAAAAUCUCAGAAUACAGAAGACCUAGCAGAACUUAUUAGAGAACUUGGAGAGAAAUUAUCCAUGGAACCAAAUCAAGAGGAAACCAAUAGAUAAUGCGAAGACUUCCUUAGAAAUUCAUAUUUAUUUGUCCACUUGAAGCCAUAUUAUUUUCUGAUUUAUUUUCUUAAGUGCCAAUGUGCCCACCUUUUAAACAAGAAAAAGUUAAAUAACUUGGGCUAUCCUACCAUCUGGAACCCUAGUAUCUAAUUUUUUUGGUGAUUAAACUCCAUUGUUCAGGGUAAAGCCUGUAGAUAACGAGGAAAAUUAUGCCCAGUUGUUUGGUGCUUGUUUUAUAAACUGCUUUCUUGGAUAUAACUGUUGUGAUGAUGUCAUUGCCAUGUAGUGUCUGCCUGAAAAUGGGUCCCAGCGGACAGGGGCUGACCCACGUUACUCCCCAUGCGGUUUUUCCUCUGAAGUUUAUUUCAGGUUCCUUCUUGCCUGUUCUGUGGAUGCCCUGCUGGGGACUCCCAGCUCUGAAAUUUGGGAAAAAGUAGUCCAUGGGCCUUUAGAAUGCUUUAGUCCUUUCUUUAGAAUGCUGUUUAAACACCAUUUACCCUACUUAUCCCUCAAAGCACAUGAUUGAUACUGUUCAUACAAAAUGGGCUUACAUCUAUGUAAAAUUUUCUGAUUCAUCUAUUUGAAAACAUUACACUUAACAAUGAAAAAAGUUUUUCCUCCACUGAACCCUGGAAACAUGGUCCAGUUUUUUUUGUGUGUGUAUGUAAAUGUGUACACACACACAUAAAGUACUUGCCCUAUUUAUUUUGUGGCUAAUGUGGACACACAAAAGCUCUUUAUGUUGUAAAUUUUUAUUGUGACUAAAAAAUUACUGUCUAAAUAAGUAGCUUUUAUUGGAAAAAAAUCAAAACCCCAAACACUAUGGUUAUUUGGUUCCAUUGUAGCACAAUUUUGUGCCAUUUCUGGGAGCAUUUACAGAUGAAUUCUCACACUUAGCCAUUGAAUGUAAAGGGGAAAAAUGAGGUGGGAAUUUGUAAAUACUUUUAUCUGUUAUUUUCAAUAUGUUCUAUCCUUCUACCCAAAUAUAUAAAACAGGAAUUUGCAUUCAUGUGCAUUUACCAAGAAGUGGUUGUUGUUACUUACUGAUCAUGUGAAGUGGUGUCUUAAACAACUAAAAGAGAUGAAGGUUCAUAUGUUUACUCAAAGACCAUUGGCAUUCAGAGGAUGCUGGACAUUAACUGGAAAUGCUACUUCCAAUUCAAUAAUGGGAGAUUUCAAAUGCAAAUCUUUAACUUCAUCUUAAAGAUGAAAUGGUUGCAGAAAAUCUGUUUAGCUCCAACUUUGGCUUAAUUUAAACCAAAGAACAUUUAUGUAACCAGAUCAGAAAAUACAGCUGAAAAUUUAUAUUCAGUGAUUUUGUAUUUGUGGAUACUACUUAUGGAAAAGUUACUUGGUGAUACAUAAAGAUCGAUUUUCAAAUAUUUUGUGACAGUAUUUGAAUCAGCAGUUGUAAAAAAUCAACCUCAUACUGAAUGCAGUAUCAGCAAAUUAAAGUAAUCUAACAUCCACAAAAA
This is a messenger RNA of Symphalangus syndactylus (siamang), 4969 nucleotides long. It is a transcript of the gene TRPC6, whose product is annotated as transient receptor potential cation channel subfamily C member 6. Gene Ontology annotation, cellular component: cation channel complex; plasma membrane. The record is from RefSeq and is a predicted model, not a curated record. Gene Ontology annotation, molecular function: inositol 1,4,5 trisphosphate binding; store-operated calcium channel activity; protein binding. NCBI's taxonomy places the organism in Eukaryota, Metazoa, Chordata, Mammalia, Primates, Hylobatidae. Gene Ontology annotation, biological process: regulation of cytosolic calcium ion concentration; calcium ion transmembrane transport; single fertilization.